ACUGAGGUACUGAGGAGCAAGGCCGUUCAGAGCUUUAUACGUCAGCAGAAGAAUUUUGUACUCAAUGCGGAAUUUAACUGCCAAUGUAAGGUACACAAAGUCGGGCUAAUGUGGUCUAAAUGUCCUGGUUUUGCUGAGAACUCUGGCUGCAGCGUUCUGGACUAACUGAAGCUUGUUAAGGUUUUGGCUGGAACAGCCAGAAAGCAGAGCGUUACAGUAAUCUAACCUGGACGUGAUAAAGGCGUGGACUAACGUUUCUGCGUCCUGUAGCGACAGUGCAGUUCUUUAUUUAGCGAUGUUAUGAAGGUGGAGGAGAGCUGUUCUGGUAAUAUUGGUAAUAUGCUCAUCGAAGGCCAGACUGUUUUUUGAGUGCAAGCUUCUGUUAGACUGGCUACUAACUCCUCCUCCUUAGCUCCAAGCUUCAGCGGCUGUUGGGUGGACUUCAGACAUGACCAAUCAAAUCCUGACACUGGCCUUUUGUCUGGGGAGCUGCCUGUGAAAAAGCAGGGAAACUGCUGGUGGAACCCACUUCACUGCUUAGUACAUCUAAGUCAAAGAAACUGCCUCAUCAUGGAAUCUGCUCUCACUCUCAGCACCGGAGCACGGAUGCCUGUUGUGGGUCUGGGGACAUGGAAGUCGUCCCGAGGACAGGUCACAGAAGCCGUGAAGGCAGCCAUCCUGACUGGCUACCGUCACAUCGAUGGGGCUCAUGUCUAUGAGAACGAGAAGGAGGUUGGGGCCGGCGUCCGUGCCAUGAUUGACCAAGGAGUGGUUAAAAGAGAGGAGCUCUUCAUCGUCAGUAAGCUGUGGUGCACGUAUCAUGAGAGACCUCUGGUUAGAGGAGCCUGUGAGAAAACCCUGAGUGACCUAAAGCUGGACUAUCUGGAUCUCUAUCUGAUGCAUUUCCCUAUGGGCUUUAAGCCUGGAGAAGAGCUCUUUCCUUUUGAUGCUGAGGGCAAAGUGAUUCCAGAUAACAGCAGCUUUCUGGACACAUGGGAGGAAAUGGAGAAGUUGGUGGACGCUGGGCUGGUCAAGGCCAUCGGCAUCUCCAACUUCAACCGAGAGCAGAUUGAAGCCAUCCUGAACAAGCCAGGCCUCAAAUACAAACCUGUCAACAACCAGAUUGAGUGCCAUCCCUAUCUGACGCAGGAGAAGGUGAUCAACUUCUGUCACUCUAAGGGCAUCACAGUGACUGCGUACAGCCCUCUGGGGUCCCCUGAAAGGCCAUGGGCGAAUGAAGAUGAACUGUCCCUCCUGAAGGACCCACAGAUCAGAGCCAUAGCCGACAAAUAUAAUAAAACAACAGCACAGAUCCUAAUCCGGUUCCACAUUGAGAGGAAUGUUGCAGUUAUUCCCAAAUCCUCCAAUCCAGGGAGAAUCAAAGAAAAUUUCCAGGUCUUUGAUUUUAAGCUGAGUAAGGAAGAUAUGAACACCAUUCUGAGCUUCAACAGGAACUGGAGAGUUUUUCCAAUGGACUGGGCUUCUAAGCACAAGGACUACCCACUGAACGCAGAGUACUGAGCCCCUCAGCUGCACAGCCUGGACGUUCCUUCUGUUCCACAGUCAAGUGAAAACAUCAUGUAAACCAGGAAAUCAUUUUGGUAACAUUUUCUAUGAUGCCUGUAUUGUGAUGCUUUGUAACAUUGGUAACAAUGUAUCAUUAAUCAUAUUUAUAAACUCUUUAUAAUGCUUCAUAAGGCUCUAUAAUUAAUUCUUUAGUGACUUAUAAACAUGCCAUGCGAUGAACUGGUGUGUCCUGCUUUACGCCCAAUGACAGCUAGGAUAGGCUCCCAGCUGGGGCUUAUGCUACUGUGCACCCCCCGUGACCCAGUAGGAUAAGCGGUUUAGGAAAGUGUGUGUGUGGGUGUGUGUUUGUGUGUGACUUAUAAACAAGUAGUAACACUAGUGACACUAUCCAAUUUUAAUGCCUUUUAAUUGGAUGAGUUAUGCAUAAUUAUAAAGCACUUAUAAUACUUAUUAACAAUUCUAAAAACAUUAUAAACAUUUAAAAAGCAUCACUGAGUGCCUCAAGUAAGUGACCCAAUUUACCUUUCAAGCUAUCGCAGCUGAACUUGCAAUAAUUAAAGAUAUACAGUAUAUAUUAUAGUGCACACUGUUAAUAAGUUAAAUGUUAAUAAGUAUUAUAGGUGCUAUAUUAUUAUGUCCACUUCAUUGUCUGUAUAAAUGCAUUAUAAUGGAUAGUGACAUGUUACUACAUGUUUACAAGUCAACAAAGAACUCAUUAUAGUACAUCAUUACAGCCUUAUGAGGCAUUAUAAGAGUUUAUAAGUAUGCUUACACAGUAUUGUUACCAGGUUAGAAAGAGUUAUAAGCACAUUUAUUACUAUUUUUGAAUACAGACCCCAGAAACUGUCCUUGCUUAACUGUGUUGUGGUGGAGACACUACACUCACUGAAUAAUAACACUGUCAUGCCUGAAGGGUUUCAUUUAUUCACAUUAUAGACCACUUUUAAACAACCGUGUUACUUUAUUUUUAAAUAUAUAUGAUGUGGAAGUGGCUUUUACACAUAUGAGAAAUUUAAAUGCCAUAUAAUGAUUAAUACCAUCUUUAUUAGAGAAAUAAAAAUGUGUUUUUCAUUAUUCACCAGCUGUUAAUCUUUUUAAAAACUUGUUUUUAAUAUACAGCAUUUUGGAAUGAAACCCUUUAAAUAUUAAAGGUUGUAAAGGGGCCUUAUCCUAA
Molecule: messenger RNA, 2701 nt
Organism: Colossoma macropomum (tambaqui)
Lineage: Eukaryota; Metazoa; Chordata; Actinopteri; Characiformes; Serrasalmidae
Gene: akr1b1.1
Product: aldo-keto reductase family 1, member B1 (aldose reductase), tandem duplicate 1
Exons: 10
Coding region: 571-1521 (316 amino acids)
Cellular component (GO): cytosol
Molecular function (GO): aldose reductase (NADPH) activity
Source: RefSeq, a predicted model, not a curated record